AAACUUUUUGAUUGGCGUUGGCGCUCUUUUGCUUCCUUUCCUUUCAUUCGCUCUUUCAUUUCAAUUUACAGAAAAUGGCUUCCGAAGAAUUGGUGACUGAGCAAUUUCAAUUUUUUGGUAUAGAUGUGCCUAAAGAAGUCAUAAGUAAAUGCGUAAGUUUAUGCGAAGAAUACAACAUCGACGCUGAAUCUUUCAUCGAACAAUGGAUGGCCUUCAGUUUAAACAACUUAAACGGUUCGUCGCCGAAUUUGGACAACUUGGAUGUAUUUGUGAGAAAGGAAUUUUCCAAGCGAUCGGCGAAUCGUCCCAAUGCAACGGCUACAGAAAAUGGACAAUCGGUUACCGGCAGCGGUUUGACGGUUUACGGAGCAGGGGCUGCUGUUUCAAAUCAAUCAGAAAAUGAAGUUUUAUCAAAUUAUAUGGCAACAACACCAAAGAGAGUUAAAAUUGAAAUUGAAUCAACAAAUCAUCCAAAUGACCUGUGUCCAGCUAGUUACUCACCUACAGUUGGAUCAGCUAAAUACGCAUCAAGAACAAAUCCCGGUGCAGUCGUUCAUUCAUAUGGUGAUGAUAAAUUAUUACAGAGCAUUGCUGAACCAUGCAGUCUUGAUUUUUUAAAUCUAAGAAUAGCACAGGUACCCAAUGAUGAUGGUGACACAUACACUAAAGCAAUGUUCGGCUUUGAGCUGCUCCAUGAGAAAGCUAGUAUGUUUGAUAACAACAUUCGAUAUUUAUCACAAUGCAUUAUGAAAAAGAAUGGAAUAUCAGAAGUCACUUCUGUUAGGUGUAAAACACAGGCGGAAGUGUCAGUAGCAGGUCGCAUUGAGUGUGAUGCCGAUGCCAGGCUCAACCCCAAGAGUGUUGUGCUUCAAGGAAUUUGGGAACACUCGCUCAGUCAAACAGUGCCAGUGGAUCUAGAUAACGUAAAGCAGUAUUCAUUAUUCCCCGGCCAGACGGUUGUGAUGCGAGGCGUCAACCCUCGUGGAGACAAAUUCGUAGCGCAAGAGGUUUUCUGCGACGCCUCCCUGCCCGUCGCGGAUCAUAAGGCCGACAUGAUAAACGCGUUAAAUGGUAAAAUGUCAAUUGUGAUAGCGGCAGGACCAUACACAACAUCAGAUAACAUGGCAUAUGAACCCCUAAAAGACUUUGUUUCCUAUAUUACAACACACAAACCUCAUGUAGUUAUUAUGACGGGACCUUUUCUAGACAGUGAACAUACCAAAGUUAAAGACAAUACAAUGGCAGAAACAUUCAAAUCAUUCUUCGACAAACUAAUAGAUAAUCUAGGCGAUUUAAGUAAUACAAGUCCAAACACAAAAAUAUACAUAGUCUCUAGCAGUAAGGAUGCAUUCCACGUGAACAUUUACCCGACGCCAGCAUACCCUAGCAAACGGAAACAUGGGAACAUUCACUUUAUACCUGACCCUUGCACUCUCAACAUCAGUGGAGUAGUUGUUGGUGUUACCAGUACCGACAUCCUUAUGCACACAAGUCAAGAAGAAAUAUCCUUGGGUAUGAGCGGCGACAAGUUGUCGCGGCUAGCGGGUCACGUGUUGCAGCAGCAGUCGUACUACCCGCUGUGGCCGGCGGCCGCGGGACUCGCGGUGGACGCCGCGCUGUGGGCGGCGCAUGCGCAGCUCGCUGUCACACCGCACAUACUAGUGCUGCCCUCUAACUUCAGAUACUUCGUCAAGGAUGUCAACGGCUGCGUUGUUGUAAAUCCAGAGCAUUUAACAAAAGGAACAGGCGGUGGCACAUUCGCACGAUUAUUGAUAGCCAGUGACAACAAUGAUAAAAAAAUCUCAGCGCAAAUUGUCCGCAUUUAAGAUAUUAAUACAAACCUCUUUCUUGA
Messenger RNA from Trichoplusia ni (cabbage looper), 1852 nucleotides. It is a transcript of the gene DNApol-alpha73, whose product is annotated as DNA polymerase alpha subunit B. Gene Ontology annotation, cellular component: alpha DNA polymerase:primase complex. NCBI's taxonomy places the organism in Eukaryota, Metazoa, Arthropoda, Insecta, Lepidoptera, Noctuidae. The record is from RefSeq and is a predicted model, not a curated record. Gene Ontology annotation, molecular function: DNA binding. Gene Ontology annotation, biological process: DNA replication initiation; DNA replication. The coding region runs from base 75 to 1826 and encodes 583 amino acids. The transcript is spliced from 12 exons.